Messenger RNA from Talaromyces atroroseus, 1032 nucleotides. RefSeq names its product putative C-5 sterol desaturase. The transcript is spliced from 2 exons. NCBI's taxonomy places the organism in Eukaryota, Fungi, Ascomycota, Eurotiomycetes, Eurotiales, Trichocomaceae. Gene Ontology annotation, biological process: lipid biosynthetic process. Gene Ontology annotation, molecular function: iron ion binding; oxidoreductase activity. The record is from RefSeq and is a predicted model, not a curated record. Bases 1 to 1032 code for a protein of 343 amino acids.
AUGGAUGUCGUUCUCGAGGCCUUUGACCUCCUGAUAGGGGACCGGCUGUACGCGACCGCCCUUCCAGCGUCUCUCACAGCGUCGCCCUCCUUCUCCACGUUCAUUGAGGAAACAAACAAUACGCUGGCGUUGUUUGGCGAUGCGCAGUCUUAUGUGUACAAGCCGGCAACUUCAUACGUGUACAUCGAGCCGUCCAAAUAUGCCUACCUGAGUGCCUGGCCUCGCGAUAAUGUUUACAGGCAGGUCUUUGGGCUCGUCCUUUACUUCGUCUUCUCGUCCUUAUCGUAUCUCGUCGUUUUUGACAAGGCCACCUUCAAGCACCCCAAGUACCUGCGCAAUCAGGUGCGCAUGGAAAUUGCUCAGACCAUGGAAGCCAUGCCCAUCAUGGCUAUUCUUACAACUCCAUUCUUCUUCGCGGAGGUUCGUGGAUACGGCAAAAUGUACGACACUUUCGCCGAGGAGCCGUUCCCCUAUUACAGUAUCUUGCAAUUUCCUCUAUUCCUCAUCUUCACCGAUUUUUGUAUCUAUUGGAUCCACCGAGGCCUCCAUCAUCCGUUGAUUUACAAGAGACUUCAUAAACCGCACCACAAAUGGAUCAUGCCUACUCCGUAUGCAUCCCAUGCGUUUCACCCGGUGGACGGCUGGGCUCAGAGUGUCCCCUACCACGUGUUUCCGUUCAUUUUCCCUCUUCAGAAGUGGGCUUACGUCGUGCUCUUCGUUUUCAUCAAUUUCUGGACUAUUAUGAUUCACGACGGUGAAUAUGUUGCCAACAGCCCCGUCAUCAACGGCGCCGCAUGCCAUACUAUGCAUCAUUUGUAUUUUAACUACAACUAUGGUCAGUACACAACUUUGUGGGAUCGAAUGGGAGGCAGCUAUCGCAAACCCAACGACGAGCUCUUCAGGCGCGAAACAAAAAUGGGGAAGAAAGAGUGGGAAAAACAAUCAAAGGAAAUGGAGGACAUUCUCCAGACUGUCGAGGGCGAUGAUGACCGUCAUUACGAGAGCAACGAGACUGUGAAGAAGACUUCUUAA